Messenger RNA from Acanthopagrus latus (yellowfin seabream), 3691 nucleotides. RefSeq lists its product as uncharacterized. Gene Ontology annotation, cellular component: membrane. The transcript is spliced from 11 exons. Bases 191 to 1105 code for a protein of 304 amino acids. The record is from RefSeq and is a predicted model, not a curated record. NCBI's taxonomy places the organism in Eukaryota, Metazoa, Chordata, Actinopteri, Spariformes, Sparidae.
AUCGAGCCUCAUGGGGGAUACAUCCUCUCCCCCUGGAGCUAAAGUCCUGUCUCUGUGGGAACCGCCUGAUAGCAGGUAGACUUUGCCCUGAGGGGGAACUAACACUACAGGAAGAGCAGCAGGACAGACUCCUGGCCGUCACAGACGAGGUCUUCUCCGUCAGUUUGUGUGCCUCAGCUGAAGACGGACGAUGGACCGCACUCAGGACCGCAGCGGGGACGGAUAUGGCCCUCGCCCUCCUCCGUACAGCCCUCAGGACUGUGCGAGCCAGCCGUACACGGGGAUGAGCUACCAGGUGGGGAAGGGGAACGUCGCGGUGGUCUCCCCUCCUGCCACCUAUGACAACAUGGUCCACCCCGAGGAGGCGGCAGCGGCGGGAGGCAGCGAGCAGUACGGCCAGGCUCCCCCUGACUACUCCCGGGGCUUGGAGGACAACUGCUUCAGUGACGCCGCCGUACGACGAGGUUUCAUAAGGAAAGUCUACUUGACCUUGAUGAUUCAGCUCCUGGUGACUAUUGGGAUCAUCUGCGCUUUUCUUUACUGGGACACUCUCCGGAGAUGGACAUGGGAAAACUACUGGUUCUCCUACACCAUGAUGGUGGUGGUGUUUGUGCUCAUCUUGGUCCUGUCCUGCUGCGACAACAUCCGUCGUCGAGUCCCCCUCAAUUUCAUCACCCUGGGCCUGUUUACUAUAGCGGAGGGCCUGAUGCUCGGCUCUGUGUCGGCGUACUAUGACGCUGAAGCAGUUCUGUGGGCUGUGGGGGCGACGGCGCUUGUGUCCUUCGCCUUGACUCUGUUCGCCAUGCAGUCAAAGUGGGACUUCACCGCAAAAAGUGGGAGCCUGUGGGUGUUUGCCUGGACCCUCUUCUCGUUUGCACUGCUUUGUGCAAUUCUCCGAUCGCAGUAUGCUUAUAUCCUGUACGCCUGCCUGGGAACCUUGCUGUUUUCUCUAUAUUUGGUGUUCGAUACCCAGCUCAUCCUGGGUGGAAAACACAGGAAGUAUGAGAUCUCCCCCGAGGAAUAUGUGUUCGCCGCUCUCAACCUUUAUUUGGACAUUGUCACCCUGUUCCUCCUCCUGCUGCAGCUCAUCGGCCUCUGCCGCUAACACUAAGCACUGAUGACAGGCCCACCUACAGAAAGACUGAAACGCCUCUGACACACAAUAUCAAACAGUUUAGUGCAUCAUGUAUCUCGAUUCUCCACACACUGAUUAGUACUCAGGAUGUCAUAUUUAAAUAAUUAGAGACGACUGUGAUGUGUCCAAAAGACAGCUUUGUUUUUAUUGUCAAACAUCAGGGUGAAUUUUGUUAUGAACUGUGAUUUGCUGUGUGCUAAAUGUUUUGAGGGAUGCUCAAUAUGAGAUUUUCGCACUGUAUUUGCAUGUGUUUCUCCCUAAAAUUAUGUGCUGAAUAGAUGGUUCUAUAAAUACGCUGCUUUAGCUUUACAUUACUGUUAGUUUUAGUCUUGAACUGAACUUAAACUCAAAGAGACAGUUUACACCAAAAUCAAAAACAUAUUUUUCUUCUUAUCCGCACUGCUGUUCGUCCAUCUAGGCUGUUUCAGAGUGAGUUUUAUAGAUAUCGGCCGUCGAGAUGUUUGUAUUUGCUGAAUAUAACAGAACUAGAUGGCAUUCAGCUUGUGAUGCUCAAAGCGCCAAAAAUACUCAAACAAAAACUCAACAGCAAUGUCUCUUUCCAAAAAUUAUGACCCAGUUGCUCAAGAUAAUCUACAGACUGUGAACAGUUUCAUGUUGGAGCUAUUUUCUUUCUAACUGAACUAAACUUGCAAACUGCAUCAGUCCUUAGUUAGACUCUAUUUUUUUGGGUGAACUGUCCCUUCAUCUUGUGAUUUGUGCCACAUUUAAAAGUUGUAACACUCUUGCUGUUGGUAAAAUUACAUCCUCUGUCCUACAGUUUAAAGGAAGCCUGAAGGAGGCUUUUGCAAAACUAGAUUCCAGAAACCAAACAUAACUCAAGUAAAAGACAGAAUCUGUCAGCCUUUGCACUCCCAGGGAACCAGGCAUGGUAUCUUUGCUCAGAACGUGGGUGUCUCAGUGGGCAAUGAAAAACAACACAUUAAAACUCAACACAUAGUUUAUUGGCAUCACACGUCAAACAUGUUUCAUAUAAAGAGGGAAUGUAUCAAGUAUAGACUAUGAAAGUGCAAAUAGCAUUUCAAGGAUUAGUUGCUUUACAAUAGAAAAUCUCAAUGAGUUAAAAAAAAUGUUAUAUGCCGUUUUAAAAUAAAUCACCUGGACAUCAGAGGUGAAAUACAAAGGAAGUACAAACUCCAUUUAGACUUCUACCCAUUUCAUGCACAGCAAACUGUAACGCAAAAGAGGGAAACACAUCUCAUGUCCUCUGUUCAACCCACUUCACAUUAACCAAUCCACUAACCAUAUGGCACUCACAGUUUCACAACUUCAAGACACUUUUCAAAGCAAUCACUAUCUUUAGGUUAACGUGGUUCUACAUGUCUGCUAGGAAAAAAACGGAAUUAAUUUCUGUCAGACAUUCGUCUGCACGAAAACAUUUAGUCUUAAUCGUAAAACACAAAUCAAUGUGUUUCACUUCAAACUGAUUAUUCACAAUCCAUUUUCUUUAAUGGAUCUGAUCUAUUUCAAAUAAAUACCUACUUUAUAUUGCAACUUUCCUCCAUUUUAGUGUCUUCAGGUAAGGUACUUGAUACACAUAUAGUAGGUCAACUCGUUCCAAAGUCAAUAUAGUGAUUUUAGUUUCUAAACCACAGAAAGAAUCAGCUGUGUAGGGCAUAAAGCCACUCUGCACAUAGAAAUAAAACCUUUUUUUUUCUAAAUAUUUGGGGAUCAAGAGCACGACAUUAACCGUCAUCCGUUUUGCCAAAUCAUAGCAAAUCAGUAUUAACCUUUAACAUAGCACUACCAGAACCAACUGAAAGCCUCAUGCUACAAACAUUUUGAUGGAGAAAAUAAAAUCAAGAUCUCAUGUUUGCACACAUUAUGAGAGAAAAAACUUUAAGGUAACAGGUGUUUGUUUUGUUUACACUAUAAAUACUGUGUAAUUAGCACUCAGAAAAAAUGUGUGAAAAAGAAUAAAAUAACGGCGAUCGACAUAAAGGCACUGUAUCUCUAACUGUGUAGAGAACUGUUUCAAACACAUGGGCUCCCCAUGUGUUUGAGAUGCAACACACAUUCAUGAAUUCUCCAUGCAUUAUAUACCCUGCAGCCCGGGACAUCUGCAGAGCUCCAAGAAGGCUUUGCUUAUAUUACACUUGAACAGAACCCAGAGAUAAAUUACAGUGACUUGGGCUGGAUUAAUGAAUUCACCAAAGUCUGAAUGUGAUUGCCUGAUCAUUUCUCUCACUUGGCCUUCCCCGCAGUGUAUAAACACGACUACUCCCUGUCUACAUCAUCUGUCAAGCUCCAUAUUUAGCUGCAGUACUCAAACAUUACUUUAAGGGAGCUACAAUGGAAUUCAGAAUAAACUGAACUGAAGGACACUGAGCAGCCCCUCUGGGCCUGUCAGCGUUUCUCUUUUGUACAGAUCAGACAGUGUUUCCCAUUGAAAGUGUGUUUGGAUCGAGGCUUUGAGAUGAAUAAGCAUUGUCAACUCAAAUCUGAAAUGUUUUCCAGCAGGCCACCAACUUUUCAUUUGAAUGAUUUAUCUCAACUGUUUUGUGUGAAUGUUUCACAUAAUAAAGUUGACAACCAUUA